Molecule: messenger RNA, 2556 nt
Organism: Pieris macdunnoughi
Lineage: Eukaryota; Metazoa; Arthropoda; Insecta; Lepidoptera; Pieridae
Source: the annotation of a GenBank genome assembly
AUGGCCGACCGAGGACCACCUAACCCAAUCACUAAUGGUAUUCAGGCAGCCGUGAUAGAAUGGAUUAGAUCUCUGGACUUGGAACUGAUAAGCUUAUUACUGUCAAGGAGCUGGCCAAUGUCUAUAUUAGAUAAUAGUGAACCUCGAUGGAGACCCGCUGAAGUCACAGAUACUGAUAAUGUUGUAAGGAUGGAUAGGAGGCAGAGAUUGCUUAGGUGGGAUAGAAGACCGCCAAAUGAGAUAUUUUUAGAAGGAUUUGUUCCAAUUGUAACUAGAGAGAAUCCUGAUUGGGAAGAGACGGACUUGUAUGGUUUUGCAAAAAAUAAUCAUCCUUCCAUCUUUGUAUCAACAACAAAAACACAAAGAAACAAAAAAAAGUAUGUCUGGACACCGAGAACUGCUAACCGCGGAAUAGUUUAUCAAUACGAAAUUUAUGCUCCCGGCGGAGUCGAUGUUAAUGAAUCUUUAUUGCAUGAAUCGCCAUGGCCAAAUCAAAUGGAGGUUGCAUUUCCUGGAGGAAUACAAAAUAUAUACAUAAGAUCAGCAAGAGAACUCCACGACGGUCGUAUACAAAGGAUUUGGAUUAACCCAAACUUUUUGGACCCGAACGAUUUGGAACCUAUUGCUUCUUCUUCAAGAACACCUAAUGUGAUAUGGAGAGUGAACCACCCUGAUGGAGGUCAUAAAGACUCUGAUGCACGUUUCAAGAGAUCAGCAAGCUUUGAUGAUGACAUGAUGUACGGUGGUGCAGGUGAUCUGCAAGAAGAUACGUUUGGUGAUGAGACUUAUAACCCAAAACCAUUUCCAGAUGGUGAAUUCAUAUUUGAAAGCAUAAAAGAUAAUAACUUCUUUUUAGAUUUGACUCAGAAUUCAGAAGGUGCAAUCAUCCACAACCAUGUAUAUAACGGUGGGGAUAACCAAGUCUGGGUGCUUAAUUAUGAUAAAAACAAAAAGGCUUACAAAAUAAGGAGUAAACAAAACCUCCAUCUAUAUUUGAGUUGGAAUAGUAAUGCUGAGUCUCAAGAAAUGGUUCUCCGAGGAUAUUCAAAUAGCGGCAGCGACAACCAAUACUGGCGAAUUGAACAAACCGACAGUUAUUAUAGGUUUAGGAAUCUGGAAAAUUUAGAUAUGAUUAUAACUGCUCAAAAUAAAUAUAGUGCAUUUGGUGGCAAAGGAAUCAUUGUGUGCAAGGAAAUUUUGAACGCAAAGAACUUCCAGCAAUGGAAAAUUAAUUCUGUCUCGUUUCAAACAAUCGCAGAUGGGGAUUAUAAUAUUUUUAAUUGCAGCCUUUCCGAUAAAGUUGUUGACUAUAGUAAUCAAGGUGAUUCUUUGAUUCAUGGACAUAUAUAUUUGGACAAUGAUAAUCAAAUAUGGAGCUUUAAAUACGAUAGUAGCAAGCAAGCUUAUAAAAUAUGGAGUGGUAGAUCUAAUCUUUUAUUGAGCUGGAACAGUAAUGCUGUCUCAAAAGAAAUGCUCCUCAGAGCAUAUACAGAAAGCGGGAGCAAGAAUCAAUAUUGGCGCAUCCAACGAGUUGAUUAUGAGUGUUAUAGACUUAGGAAUCUGGAAAAUUCAAGUUUAAUUUUAAUGUUAAGUAAUGAAACCAGUUCAUAUGGUGGAUUAAAUUUAAUAGUUCAUAAUGAUUCUGAAAAUUAUGAUAAUUUAUAUUCAAAUUGGAAAAUUAAACCCAUUUUUUAUCAGUACAUUCCAGAUGGCGAUUAUCAUAUAUUUAAUGAAAACUUCCCAAAUAUAGUUGUUGACUUUACCAAUCAAGAGGAUUCUUUGAUACAUGGUCACAAUUACUUCGGGAACAACAAUCAAAAAUGGGCUUUCAACUAUGAUGAAAAUAAAAAAGCUUAUAAAAUAAAGAGCGGUGAACGUUCAGAUCUUUUGUUAAGCUGGAAUAGCAAUGCUGUGUCUCAAGAAGUGGUUCUUCGAGCAUAUACUGAGAGCGGAAGUGAGAACCAAUAUUGGCGUCUUGAAAAAGCUAAUAACGGAUAUUAUAGACUUAAUAAUCUAAUCGAAUUUGAUAAGCUUAUAGCUUUGACUUAUAAUGAUAGUCCCUAUGGAGGCACAGAACUUAUAGUAUCUGGUAAUAAGGAAAGCGGUAACACUUGGUAUCUGAAAAAAAUAGGCGGUAUUACUGUACCGAAUGGGAUGUUUAGAAUUGGAACAAAAGUGAAUUAUAAAAAAGUAAUUGAUUUUAAUCGAGAUAAUAAUUUGAUUAUCACUGAUGAUUUAAAUCUUGUUACUAGCGAAUGGAUACUUCGAUACAAUUCAAGUAAAAACGCAUACAAUAUAUAUUCUGGAUACAUGAAUAACUUAGGAUGGAUAUAUCAAAAUGCUAACUAUUUUGUUAAGCUGGGUAACAUAGAUGGACCUGACCAUGGAGAUUGGAGAUAUUUAUGGACGAUAGAAUAUAGCAUUCAUCAUGGUUGCUAUAUGAUAAGAAGUUUACAUGAGCCUUCUCAUGCAGUGGGUUUUUCUGACAAUAAUUCAGUCAUAACAGAUACAUCGACAUACUCCGAUAAUCAAUUGUUUCAUUUUAUUCCGUUAUAA